CACCUGCACCCAAGAAAAGAGCUUAAUUAAAACAAAAGCAACAGUGGAUUUUAACAGCAUGCCGGUUCAUUCUUUGGCUUAAUUAAUAAGUUGCUUAACUAUUCCAGGAUUAACUCAAGAAAGUUGAUUGGUAGAGAUAUGUGAUUCUUGGAACGUAUGUUCCUUCCCCAACUUUGCUUCCUAAUUUUAGAGGUUUCAUGUUGCAUACAGAAAGCACUUGAACAAUCCUGCGAGGCUGUUUUGUGGUUAUAAAUAUUUGACAAGUCUCCUGGGCUGAAGUUUCAGACCCUGCUUUUGAACAUCCCCUAAAACCAGCUGUCGAGCAACCUUCUUGCUCCAGUGCCAGAACUGCCCCGCUGGAGUUGGAGCUGCAGCUGCCGCGAGCCGUUUAUAUUUCAGCUCCUGUAGAGCAAUCCGAAGAGGGGACGGUAUGGAUCACCGCGAAGCCACCUUGGAGGCGGAUAAAAUCCACCAGAAUCGCCUGCCCAGCGUCCCGGACGAUGACGACGAGGAACAAGAUGCCGCCUUUACCAUUGUCAGAGUCCUGGACAAAGUGGCGACCAUUGUGGACAGUGUGCAGGCAAGUCAGAAACGCAUUGAAGAGAGGCACAGAGAAAUGGAGGAUGCCAUCAAGACCAUUCAGAUAGACAUUCUGAAGCUCGCUCAGGCCCACAACAACACCAGCUACACAGUCAACAAGCUGCUGGAGAAAACCCGCAAAGUGAGCGCUCGUGUCAAAGAAGUGCGGGCACGUGUCGAGAAGCAGAACGCGAACGUGCAGAAGGUUGAGGCCAAGCAAGAGGAAAUGCUGCGGAAAAACAAGUUUCGUGUUGUCAUUUACCAGGAGGACAUUCCGUGCCCAUUGUCUCUGUCAGUUAUCAAAGACCGGACACAAGGGGAACACCUAGGAGAUGCCUUCUGCCCACCUGACGAUCUUUCUUCUGAUGAGGAGUAUUACAUAGAAGAAAGCAAAGCAGCCCGGUUUAAGAAGUCAGGCAUGAGACGUAUCAACAAUAUAAAGAAGGCCUUCUCAAGAGAGAACCUCCAGAAGACAAGGCAAAAUUUUGGCAAGAGGGUGGACAGGCUCCGAACUAGAAUAGUGACGCCAGAGAGGAGAGAGCGAAUAAGGCAGUCAGGAGAGAGGCUGAGGCAAACUGGGAUAAGAUUUAAGAAAAAUAUAUCCAAUGCAGCACCAACCAAGGAGACCUUCAAGAAGAAGAAGAAACCUAAAGAGCAGGCAAUGGCUGAAGGUCAAGAUGGAACCCAAGAGGCUACUGGCGAUACAACAACAACAGCUGAUAGUGGGGAUGCCGAGCCAGUCUCUGAAGAAAUUUCCUACACAGAGGUAAUAACCAAAGUGAAGAAAGACAAAGGUGGUGGAUCAAAAGGUCCUUCUCAGGCCGAAGAGAAGAUAGUGAUUACUCCUGAAAAAAUAGUGCUCAAGCAGGAGGCAAAAGAAGAUGAGGAUGUCCUUCUAUUGGAUCUGAAGCAAUCUGCCUAAAUAGCAAAUCCCUGUCUACUGUGGUAGGGAAGGAGCAAUCCCUUCAACUUGGGUAGGUGUAGAAGAGCGGUUUUCAAACUUCCUUCAAGUAGCCCUUUCUUCUGAACUGAUUUGCCUGCUGAUGAAACCUUGGAGAAAACCUUGGCUCUUUGCAGAAGAUUCUGGGGCAUGUUCAAGAGCACACUCCAUUCAUUUGGGGUGCCACAUGAAACGAGGGCAUGUUGCAGGACACAUACAAAACUUCCCCAGCAUGAUAAAUGAUGGCAGACAAGCUCUCCUUCAAGAGCUUUGUCCUUGGUUGUCACAAAUGUUUCUAUUGAGGAAUCCCUGAUAAACUCUCAAGGAACACCACGCCGUCCAGGAACGUAGUUUGGAAACCACUAUUUGAGAUAGGUGUGUGUUGUUUAAAUUACUGGUAUGUGAGGAAAAUAUAUCAAUAUGUAUAUACUGUUUUUUGUUUAUAAGCAAUGGAUCAUCAUCUGAUGUAACCCUGUAGAAAUGAGGAACUGAUCCCCUUUGAUGUAUAUACAUAAAUGCCGUUUAUCUUAACAGGUAUUACUAAUGGGAGGCAUCUUAAUGGCAUCAGUUCCUUCAUUAGUCUUCUGUAUCUGUAUUUUAUGCACAAUGACAACCAAACAGUGCAAAUCUAAUUAAAUGACUCAUUACUCAGGCAGACUCUUCCACCAAGGGGCAGGGGUGGGAGAAAAUGAGUUCAGUAACAGGUAACUUGCUUUUCUUGAAGGCUACAGUUGAACGAUUAAAUUCUUUUCAUCCUAAGCAGAAAUGCCAGACGAAGGUUGUUCUAGAAAAGCUGUAGCAAAGUUGGUUGGUUGUUGGACUAUAGUCAGAGAGAGCCGUCUGUGGCAAUGGAAAGGCUAUGAGGAAUCUACUAGGGAUGCGAAAGGGAAUUCAGUGAUAUUGGCAAGACACUGGAAGAAAACAGAGGCCUGGUCAAAAACAGUGACCGCAGGCCUCGUUUUCUCAGGAGGCAACAUUGUGGAGAAACAGCUAAAUGGGACAUUCAUGUUUGGAGGCCUUGGGUACCAGAGCUGGGACAAGCAACCACUAAAGACGGGGGUUGCCCUCUGGUCUUGCAUGUGGAUGUUGGGUUAGAUCAAUUGUUAGUUCAGCCCAUCUCUUGUGUGUGGAUUUUAUGUGAUUCAACUUGGUAGGUAGGUAGAAUGAAGGAUUCAGGGAAAUAAUAGUGAGGUGAAUAUUCCCGAAAAAGAAUAUUGGGCUUAAAUUCAGAAGUGUGAAUAUGCCAGACCUACCCAUGGCUGUCAUUUGUUGUAAUAUCCCCUGCCGCCCCCACCCCCUAAACAUGUAUGAAACACCUUGUCAUGGUUCUUAUUUUCCAUUCAAAUUUGAAUCCCUUUGUCUAUCCAGUGGGCACUGAAGCAGCAUGGCUCCUUCAACAUUUCUGGUUGCUGUAUUCCAUACUUCUAACUAAAUAUAUUUACAAAAGGGACUGAU
This is a messenger RNA of Podarcis raffonei (Aeolian wall lizard), 2974 nucleotides long. RefSeq names its product caveolae associated protein 4 (gene CAVIN4). The transcript has 3 exons. Gene Ontology annotation, cellular component: cytoplasm; caveola. The coding region runs from base 431 to 1501 and encodes 356 amino acids. The record is from RefSeq and is a predicted model, not a curated record. Gene Ontology annotation, biological process: regulation of gene expression. NCBI's taxonomy places the organism in Eukaryota, Metazoa, Chordata, Lepidosauria, Squamata, Lacertidae.